This is a messenger RNA of Sphaerodactylus townsendi, 2487 nucleotides long. RefSeq names its product hyaluronidase-4-like. NCBI's taxonomy places the organism in Eukaryota, Metazoa, Chordata, Lepidosauria, Squamata, Sphaerodactylidae. The transcript is spliced from 4 exons. The record is from RefSeq and is a predicted model, not a curated record. Gene Ontology annotation, molecular function: hyalurononglucosaminidase activity. Gene Ontology annotation, biological process: carbohydrate metabolic process; hyaluronan catabolic process. The coding region runs from base 318 to 1829 and encodes 503 amino acids.
AGCUGUUCAGGCACACAGACGUGGGCUGUACCACUCCACGGGCGGAGGGGGGGCACAGCCACAGGUAGUUCCCCUCCCCGUCGGCUCUCUUGGCCUCCGCGAGACCUUCUCGGACCAGACACUGCCCAUGCCCCGCGAAGGGGCGCAGGCGGGAGGCACCUGGGGGCGCCGCGGCGGGAGCGGGCUUGACAGGUGGCCGGAGAGUCCCGGGUUGAGUCUGCAGCUGAGGACAGCGGGAGCGUGGAAGGGGGCAGGCUGCUGCUGCUGCUGCUGCUGCUGCUGCUGCUGGGGGGACCCGGUGGCGGAGGUUCGGUCCCAUGGCUGCCCCACUCGGCAGCACUGUCCACAAUGCAGAACCUUCCUGCUCAACAAGGCCAUCUGAGCAGACUUCAGCAUGCUUCAGGCUACACAGGUCUUUCUGUCACCACACUUUUCUGCUGCUGCUUUGGCUGUGCCCUGAUCUGCCUGCUGCCAGUCAUCACUUGAAACCAUCCCUACCCCCAAUUGUGAAAGGUAGCCCUUUUCUAGUGACUUGGAAUGCACCUACAGCUCGGUGUGCAGCCUCCUAUGGUGUGCCACUCUACUUGGACUCCUACAAUAUCCUGGUGAAUUCUCAGGAAGCCUUUGUGGGUGGUAACAUCACCAUCUUCUACUAUGACCAGCUGGGCUUGUAUCCCUACUACUUGAACUCAACUGUACCACUCACUGCUGUCCACGGUGGCUGCCCUCAGAAUGCCAGCCUGACAGAACACCUGGACAAGAUGAGAGGGGACAUUGCUAUGGCCAUGCCUUCGAACUCUUUUUCAGGCCUCUCUGUGAUCGACUGGGAGAACUGGAGGCCCCUGUGGAUACGAAACUGGGACAAGAAAACUAUCUACCGAAACAUGUCUCUCCAGCUUGUAAGGCAAAGGAACCCCGGCCUGUCUGAGGAAAAAGUAGAAAUGAAGGCCAGGUGGGAAUAUGAGACAGCUGCAAGAGAUUUAAUGUCCGAGACUCUCCGGCUAGCCCGGUCUCUGCGCCCCAGUGGUUGGUGGGGUUACUACCUCUUUCCAGAGUGCUAUAACUAUCACUACUUGGACGACUUUGAGAGCUUCACUGGGCACUGCCCCCCAUUGGAACUGCAGCGUAACGAUGAGCUAAAGUGGCUCUGGGAGCAGAGCAAAGCUCUCUUCCCUUCAAUCUACAUGGAGGAAGUGCUAAGGAGUUCCAUGCAAGGGAAGAAGUUUGUGUGGGCCAAAGUGGGUGAAGCUCUGAGAGUGGCUGAGCUGCCCUCCCGCCAGCAUUCCCUCCCUGUCUUUGUAUAUGCCAGGCCAUUCUACACCUACACACUGAAGGAACUGACUCAGAUGGAUUUGGUGCACACAAUUGGGCAGGCUGCAGCCAUGGGGGCUCAUGGAGUUGUACUGUGGGGAGAUGCUGACUAUUCUCGCAACCGGACUAAUUGCUUGAAGAUUCAAAAUUACCUGAUGAGCACCUUAGGCCCAUACAUAGUCAAUGUGACCACAGCAACCAAACUUUGCAGCCAGUUUCUCUGCAAUAACCGUGGCCGCUGCAUUCGCAGAAGGAUGGACUCUGACACCUACCUGCACCUCAAUCCCCAUUCCUUCCAGAUCCGAGCAAACACAGAUGGCAAUCAGACCCGGCUGUCAGUGAUGGGGGGCUUAAGUCAUCAGCAGAAAAACAAGAUGAGGCAAGAGUUCACCUGCCACUGCUACCAAGGCUGGAAGGGUGAAAGCUGCCAUUCUCAGGGGAAGGGCAUAAGAUUACGGACAGGGGACUGGUGCAUCACUUGGGUGGUUCUGUUGGCAAUAUCCGUAUGGCAUUUGUGAGUCAUUUGGACCAGUUGUUUAUAAAUGUGAAUUUUGUGAAGCCAGUAGUGAGAAGUGACUGUCCCCCACCAGUGGGACUGGCAAUCCUAAGUGAGUCCCACUUCCCUUUAGUAAGUGGAGAAAAGGGAAGAGUGCUACAAAUAUGUUGUUCAGUGGCCAAUGUCUCGUUAAAUGUUCUAGCUGUGUGAUUCUCCCAACAUACUUUCUCCUUUGAUGACUUUCUGGGGAAGUGAAAUCACCUGGAUUUUCCCAGUUCCAUCUAUCACCUAUGCAGGAUUCUGUUCCUCCAAUAAACAAAGGAUUUUUGUUUAGUUUUAGAAGAAUCUUCACCAGCAUAAAAACAGCUUUAAAAAAUUCAACAUGGUGCACAUUCUCCUAAACUGUGACAAGAACGGUAGUUUUCUAAUACUCUUUUUUAAAAGAAAAAGUAAAUUUUAUUCAGCCAAGAUGUGAUAUUUAUAACAGUUAAAAUGGUGCAUUCACCUUUUACAGUAUCAUGAUGUAUUUAAGAGGAUUAUUUAUACACAGAGCAAACUUUUCCUAGUUGGACCAGCUAGGAAUCCUUCAGCUGUGAUGUUCUCAAUGUUUGUGUGUGUAAACUACUUUGCAAUGGAAGGGGAAAAUAAUAAUUUUAAAAUUAAAUAUUUUUUUCAUAUGA